AUGGGAAAUACGAAAGAAAUUCUCCUACCUCUUGCUAGCCCUCUGGUCGCUGUCGCUCCUCUACCUGCUGCACAUCGCCGUCGUCCGCCUCGACGUCCUGAGGAUACGCUCCCACCUGCGCUCGCCCUCAAGCCACCGCAUCGCCGCACAGUCGCUGCUCGCCGCCGCACGCGUCAGGGCACUCGCCAGCGUCAAGUACUUCUCACCAUAAUCGUGCCUUCACCCACAUACUCAACCACCCACCCACUCAACCACUCAACCACUCACCCAACCACUCACCCACACACCCACCCACUCAACCACUCACCCACUCACCCACUCACCCAACCACUCACUCACCCACUCACUCACCCACUCAACCACUCACCCACUCAACCACUCACUCACCCACCCACUCACCUAAUCACCCACUCAACCACUCACCCACCUACUCACCCACCCACUCACUCAACCACUCACCCACCUACUCACCCACUCACAUACUCACUCACUCAACCACACACUCACCCAACCACCCACCCACUCACUCACUCACCUACUUACUCACUCACUCACCCACUCAACCACUCAACCACAUACUCACCCACCCACUCAACCACCCACUCACUCACUCACUCAACCACUCACUCACAUACUCAACCACUCAACCACUCACUCACCCACUUACCCAACCACCCAACCACUCAACCACUCAACCACUCAACCACUCACCUAAUCACCCACUCAACCACCUCCGCUUUCACUGGUCGCUUCGCUCCCUGCCUUCCCUCCUCCCUCACCUCCUCCAUCAAUCUUGAAGAUCUUAAAAAUAAGCUUAAUAUAUUCACUGUGGGAGACCAAUCUAAAGAAUGUGAAAAGCUGCUAGAAAAUCUCACAGACGGUUUAGAGAGAUUCUUGGGAUACGAUAAAGAGUCCAAAGGCUACGAUGGCUCCGGCAUCGUGUACUCCGACCUUGACAGGCUCUGCGACGGGGUGAUGUCUUUCCUUCAUGGUGUUUUAGAUAACAUUCAGCCUAAAUUAGGCUUACAUAAAAAUAGAAUUGAUAAAGCAAUUGAGUCUCUUAAUCUUCAUAAACACUCUGGUAAAGAAGGUUUUAAUGCUGCGAUUGGCGCAGUGGUGUUGGGGGUGAGGCAGUAUAAUGAGGGUGUUGUAAACUCUAAUAAUCUUGUGAAGAAGCCUAUUGAAGCAUUGAUGCAGAAGAUGAAGAUUCUCAAUGAACAGGUAAGUAACUUAAAUACAAUUAAUGUUGCUGCAGGUGAAAUUGACAAGGCCGUGAGGGACGUGAACCAGAAGGUGGAGGACACUACAGGCUAUGCCAAGACGUUUUCCAAAGGCAUUGCAAGCGCUAAAGAAGACAUUAAGGAUUUAAAUGACGACUUGGAAUUGAAGGUUAAGAAUGCUAAAGACAAUAUUUUCCAUGAGGUUACGAGGCUUCAUGAAAUUCACAAGCAGCAGAAAGAGGAUCUGACAGCUGUGACCGAGAACGUUAAAAAUAAGCUUAAUGAUGCUAGAGAGCAGAUUGAUUCGCAGAUCAGUCAACAGGUUACUGCGCUUGUUGAGAAGUUGAAGAAAUUGGUUGCAGAACUUUUGACUAAGCUUAAGGAGCUUGACAAGUGGCUGAAGCAGUAUGUCACCGACUUAGAAACUCGAAUGAAGGAAGCAGAAGAAAUCGUUAAGGCAGUGGGAGAGAAAGUGGAAAAAAUAUUGGAAGAGGUUGAUAAGAAUGGUAAACAUAAGAUAGCGCUUAAAGAAGCAGCGAACAUGAUUAGGCAGAAGGCUUUUUCGCUUAAGGAGGCAGGAGAGGCGGCUAAGAAGAAGGCUCAAGAGGAACUGAAGACGGCGUUAGGGGCUGUUAUAAAAAUGAACACUGCGCUUAGAACGGAUUUGGAUGACGUGAAUAAGAGAAUUAAUCAGGGGAUCAGAGAGUAUGUUACGAAGCUGGGAGAGGCGUUGCAUAAGGGUAUGACAGUAGCGAAAUAUGAUGUUUGGGAUACGACAACUACGCCGGGCGUUAAUGCAUUGCACAAUGCCGUGACGAGAACAUAUAAAGAUAAGUUGGGAGCGUUCGGUGAUAAGCUUCAACAGGUUCUUCAGGAGGCCAUGAAAACGGACGAGCAAGGAAAGCCCAACGACCUUGGAAAAUAUAUUGAAUGGUUCUUGCAUGAUCUUAAUAAGGCAAAAGCAAAAUUGGUUGACUUGAAGGGGCCAUCUAUUCCUCAAGCAGAAGAUAUCGUCAAAGAACUCAACGCCUACCUUAUGAAGCCCGUUGAAGAGCAGUUGCCGACUCGAGGAGUAGACGUUGACAUAACGAAGAGACCGGAAAUUUUGAGGGCUUAUAAAACACACGUUAACCAAGAGAACCUUUUGUCCAGUAGCCCAGAACAGCUAAAAGGAGAGCUGCCAGAUGCCAUCAAGAAAAUUGAAACAAAGGUGACCGAAGCUUUAACAAAUAUCCAAACUCUCGAUGCUCAAGCAAAACAACAGUUGGAUCACGUUAAUGAGCAUCUCGACAGUUUAUGCCAAGCAAUCACAACAUUUGCAGAAACCGGCGACGAUAGCGCUAAAAACAAAAUAACUGAAUUGAAAAGAAAAAUUGGCAUCACUCUAAAGGGUGAGCAGACAAGCUUCCAAAAAGUUCGUGAUAACCUCAAUCAGCUUAGAGAAGAUAAUCUGAGGAAGGCAAUAAACGACGCCGAAAACUUUGCUGUUGAAGCCGAGGAGGAAAGGAAGAAAACAAUUCAAGAACUGAAUACACAUGUACAAGAUACACUUGAAUCCGCCAAAUCCACCAUCACCAACGACGUAAAAUCCCGGUACGUCAAAUUCGUCAAAUCGCAGCUCACAAAGUUCGCUGACAAGGUCAUCAAGGAACUCGGAACACUCCCAAAAGAAAUUACCGACGACGCUAAAUUGAAAUUUAAAGGCUUCAUGGGAGUGUUCCAACAGAAAUUGACGGACAGUCAAUUGCCUACAAAUUUGGAUGGCAACGCAAAAUUAGAGACACUGUCCAGCAGGGCAAAAACAUUCUUCACUGAGCUGCUCAAGACGCUGAACAUGCGGCCUCAAAUCAUGGACUCUAAUAACCUCUCGAAGCUGCGAAGCAAACUAGACACACUUUUCACUGACCUCACCAAAUACAACACAAAAUUCGUUAAUGACUUAUCCGCACUUAACACUUUACUCACCGAUAUGCAUCCCGAUUCGUACUCCCACCAGAACAACCCGCUGCUUCAGUUCCUCAAAGGAGGCAUAACAAAUAUGCACAGUGAGUUAGAUAAGGCGUACGUCAGCGUGUAUGACAGCGCAAGAGCGAUCGAGUGGGACAGAAAGGACAAUCCCGAAACAACGUACUGCGCCAAAGCGUUUCUGACCACAGUUCCCAUCCUCACAGAUCUAAUGGAUAUAAACCAAUCGUGCAUGAACAGCGAAUGGUGUCGAAAAUCAGUUUUCAGUUCCGAAAACAAAGGUCCCGUUGCAAAAUAUUUGAAACAUUAUGGCUACGAUAUUCCAACAUCCUCCGACAAAGCAGAUGGCCACUUGAGACGUGACAUCACCGGUAUAAUUAUCGGUACACUUCUGAAUAAUAAUAACAAUAACAGUAGACUUUUUACACACCUCGGCAAAAACGAUGGCCUUAUACAGCAACUUUACGAAUAUCUCCAUCUUUACUACGAGGUCUCUCACCUAUACACUACCUCCAAGAGACAUCCCUCUUCAGUAUACGAAAUGUUGACGUGGCUUACCGGCCUACCACACAAUCCAGUGUACCAAGAUUUAUCGUUCGACGGUUUCAGUAGCCUCUUCGAUAAGCCGAAGAACACAGCAUCGGAAGGCGACAUCGGCGUUACAGAUCUCAGUGCCCUUCAUCUAAAAGCGUCCCCGGCGACAUUCACAGCGCAGGACGUCUCCAACGCGCUUACAGCAGUAUGUUCCAAAGCCGAAGACGUACUGAUUUCAAUUCUCGGUCACGGCCAUGCUGACGGCAUAUAUGCCGUUGAGUUCUCGAACAACUCACUCAAUUUGUCGUAUCCGUCUUCUCCAUCACAGUGCUUAGUUUUUCUUGCAGACCUACUAUAUAGAUUGUAUCAGCAGCUUAUUUUCCUAUACCAACAGUGUAAGCAUGGUCAGUUUUGUAGUGGGUGGAAUAAGUGUUGGUAUGGUCAGGGAAUUGCCGGCUCAUCGUGGAGUUGUAAUACUCUACAAUGCCCCAACCAAACAGGUGACCAAAACGCUGACCAAAAAGGUAACCAAAAGCACAACCAAACGUGUGACCAAAAGUGCAAGCAACAUAGUGACUGCGGUAUUAAAUCGCCGCUUCAGUCUUUCCUAGAAGACGGCUUGGUAGGCUUCCUUCCACAUCAGCUUACAAAAUUAGGCUGUGGAGUGGCAUGUUCACUUGGUAGUCACAGAGGUCAACCGUGUAUUACACCGAUGGGCUUCCCAGAUCUCAGUGCGAUGGCCUCUCACAGGCAGACGGGCAAGUAUCUAGAGGAGGUGUUGUACGAAUUUUGUGGCAAGCCAGACAAACCACUUACACAACUCUGCAGUUAUAUAACAUGUAUAUUACAACGCACUCCGCAGACACUCGGUGACCUGUUCGCUUUUUACUUUAAUUUCCUUGACAAGUGGAACUCUAACGACGGCCAUAAGCGUCAUGCGUUUGUUAAUGCCGUCCAAAGUGCGAACUUUGGGGAUGCGAAAACAACCCUCGAAAUCGGUUCCAUGUUCGGCAGCAGUGACCACUCUGGACGGACGCAUCGCAAUGCAAACCUUCACUCGCUUGUUAAGUGCGAAGCUAACAAGGGUGACGCUUCCCUUCCAUGCGGUACAUACCUUAAGCCAAUCUGCCGUGACAUUUGGAACACGUUCUCCAGUAAGAACUCCGGUAAAUAUCUCUCAUGGAUCGUUUACCUCAGUGAAACGUUCUAUGACCUGUUGAAAAAAUUGUAUGACGACUGCUGUGCAACGUGCGACAAGAAGGGCACACGGUGUUAUGAAAAAUGCUGUACAGAGAAAUGUCCAGUUAAAUACACGGAUAAGAAUGGGCAAUCUACCACACCGUCAAUAAGAGACACGCAUACUCCAGACUGUAGUUCCAUUGUAAAAUGUCCACACACUCUUCGAACGUUGUCUAAAUAUGGUUUCUAUUUCGGAAGCUCAUGGCGGAUGAGCGGUGAGCGUGGCGAGAAGACCAAGCGCACAUGUAGGGAUCUAUGCAGAGCGCUGGACAGAGUGCUGAGUAAAAAGAAAGAAGACGGCGCGGCGCUAGCUAAAAUGGCCAUUUAUGUUGACAUUAUUAGCCCUCUGGUCGCUGUCGCUCCUGUACCUGCUGCACAUCACCGUCGUCCGCCUCGACGUCCUGAGGAUACGCUCCCACUUAAAAUCACCCUCAAGCCACCGCAUCGCCGCGCAGUCCCUCCUCGCCGUUGCAAAGAGGAUGCCAGAAAGAAAGCUUUGAAGGAUAUUACUGACAGGCAGACUACGCUUAAUGAGCUUAAAGAAAAACUUAAAGAUUUUAUUGGCGAUGAAAAUUGUAAAAACCUAUUAACAAAUCUCACUGAAGGCUUAGAAAAAUUCCUUGGUUACGACAAAACGUCCAAAGGCUACGACGGCACCGGCAUCGUGUACUCGGACCUUGACAGGCUGUGCGACGGGGUGAUGGCGUUCUUGCAUUCCGUGCUUAAAAAUGUCUGUGAUAAACAGCCUUACAAAGUAGGAAAAGAGAAGUUUUUUACUGAAGUUGUAAGUGUUCUUGAGAAGAAAUUAUGUUCAGGUCAUGAGGGUUUUAAGGAUGUCAUUGCCCAGGUGGCCACGGGUGUCGGGGGGUAUAAUAGGGAGGUGGAGAGGUCUAAUAAUCUUGUCAAGGGGAAGAUUGAAGAAUUACAAGGCUUCGUGAAGGACGAAAAAAAAGGUAAGUGGCUUGAUAGGGUUAACGGUCUGCAGGCGGAGAGUGUUGGUAGAGAUCCGAAUCCCGACAAAGAGGAUCCCGAGGUCUCCAAGGCCAAGGAGCUGGUGCAGGAGUGUGAGCAAAAAAGUGACGCUUUCAAUAGGAGUUUUGAUAAUAGAAUACCAAACGCAUGGAACAAAGGUUCCAAAAUUGAACGCAAGCAAGAAUUCAAAGACUUGAAUCCCGCAUUACGUGACAAAAUCGAGAAUGCGAAGAAAAACAUUUCGUAUGAGACUGACAGGCUUAGGACUUUGACCAAGAAGGAAAAUGAGAAGUUGUAUGAGAUGACUACGCAAAUUAAGAGUACGCUUGAAGUUCUAAAGAGAUGCGUUAAUAGGGAAAUCGACACGAAAGUAAGAGAGCUUGUGAAGAAGAUAAAUGAGAAAGUCACGCUUAUUUUGGCAGACCUUAAGGAGAUUAAUGAGACGCUGUAUAAGUAUGUCGAGCAGUUGCGGAAGUGGAUAAAUGAUGCGGAUGGAAUUGUAGAUGGUGCCAUUAAGGAGGCGAGGAAAAUCGCGGAUAAGGGUCUCGCAUGGCCAACAGAUGAUCAGCUUAAGGGUAAAGUUGAUGACUUAAGAAAUAAGGGUGUGGAGAUAUACGGAAAGUUUGAGAGUGCUAAAAAUCAAGUUGCGCAAUUGGUUCAAGCAGCGCAGGAUAAAGUAAGGCUUUUGGAAGAGGCGGUUCGGUAUGAUUUGAAUCAUGUGAAAACGCAGCUGCUGACCAAGCUUGCGGAAUACGUUCAGGGGUAUGUCACGGAAGUGCAAAAGAGGGUGAAUGAGAUCAUUGCUGGUGAGAGCAGUAAAAGCGAUGGUCUGAAGGGUAUUAAAGAGAAGAUAGUGCAGAAAUAUGCGGAGGGGUUUCAGAGUGACAGUGCCUUUGAGGCCAAAGUAAAGGAGUGGUUGGAAAAUAUUUUGAAGGAGAAUAAGAUGGUUAAAAAAGAGAUUGUUGGGUAUUUAAAACAUGGCCAGAACCAGAGUAGGCUUAAUAAGAAAUACAAUGAGAGCAACGAUGUAAAUUAUGAGGAGGCCAGCAAAAAGAUCGCAGACAUAAUUAUCGACCAGAUGAAGAAAAAGUUUGAUAGUGGCAAAAUAUGGGCAGCUCCAAACAAAAGUCCAGAUGGUCCCACAGACUGCAUAAAAUAUAAUUUGGAAUAUAUUAAGGGCGUUUGUGAUAAAUUCGCCGAGAGUCUUAAUGGAAAACUUGAAGAAGAUGGUAUUUAUAAAGGUGAGCAUGUUAUUGACAAAAUAUCCGCUGCGAUUAAGGAAUCUGGAGACGACAGCAAGGCGUUGUUUCAUAAACCUCCCGAUGACAACUAUACUUUCACAUUUGCCGUCCGUAAUACCCUCGCCGCCCUCUCUUCCACCGCCAAACGCUUCGCCGACGAACUCAACAAAUUCGCCCUCACCAAAGGGAAGCCCAGCGUCGGAGACAGCAACACCAAUCUCGCCGCCAACCUGGACGCCGCGCUCAAAGUGGCUACCGAUAUGGACACUGCUUUUGAGAAGGCGCUUGAAAGACCAGAGCCCGGUUCCACCUCAAAUACACACAAAAUAUUCGACCCCAACUCUGCUGACCUCGAAGCCAACAUCCAAAAGACUAUCAGCGAGGCACUGGAUAAGCAGAUUGGGCCGACUGGUGACGGUGGUGAUGACAUGGGUAAAAUAAAGACACUUGAAAAGCUUACAACAUCGUUCACUAAACCGAGCGGCAGAACCAGUAAGAAAGAAGAGCUCACCACCGCCAUCAACGAAAUCUCUUCCCAGACGGACGAAGCGUUCCUAGCUGCGAACACAGCCACAGGUAAUGCAGUGAAAUUCGACACAUUGUCCAAAGAGAUCAAAGAGAAGCUCACUAAGAUAUUGAAUGCCUUCGCUGCCAAAGGUAAAGAAGUCAAAGACGCUUUGCAAAAGUUUAAAGUCGACAACAUCGGCAAGAAAAUGCAAGGCGUCACAGUUAAGGAUGACACGCUGCAAAAACUUCACGACGAUCUCCUCGAACUGCAGAGCGUUACAUUGGACAAAGUCAUAAAAGCAACCACAGAAUUGAUGAAAGUUCAAGUCCCUAAAUUCCGAGAAGCUUGCAUCAACACUCUCCAAGGACACGUCGACCAACAGGUAGAAGAUGCCAUCACAAAACUCACCACCCUGGCCAACAAAAAUUACGUGACGUCAGUCAAGGAGAUGUUGCAAGCAUUUGCUAGCAGAGUUCAAAAGAUACUGCAGCCUCUGCCAACAGCCAUCGACACCGACCGAAAGGAGGGCUUUAAGGGUUUUAUGAGAACCUUUGAAGGCAAAAUUACCGAUAAUGCAACGACUGACGAAAACAUUAAAAAGCUCAAAGAUCUUGCAGAUCAGCAAGCUGACUCAGCUGAGCAGAAAGCAAAACUCUUCAAAACUUUAUCUGCAGAAUUCCAAAAAUGGUACAAUCACAUCAACACGUAUAUCCUCGGUGAAACUAAAAGGGAGCACGGAGAAAAUAUGCAAAACAGAAAUCCCCCAGUAGACGGCGAAAGCAAUCCACAUCCCUGUGUAGAGCACCUCGGCACUAUGAAAAAUAAGUUAGACACUUUACUUAAUCAUCUUAGUGCGCUUGACAAUCCGAAUAGAAAAUACAUUUUUGACACCACCUUCCAAGAACAUCUCUCCGCCCUCCACGCCCUGCUCACAACAGUCCGCCCCGAUUCGUACUCCGCCCCCAGCAAUCCCCUGCUCGACCUUCUCACAAGAGGCCUGACAGGGAUGUACGCUGAACUCGAAAAGGCGUACAUCUCGACGUAUGACAGUCAGCCGUGGCAGGCGGAAGAGGGAGAGAAGUAUGCGAAGGUGUGCUUGAGUAUAAUGGACGGGAUGCAAAAACAUCUAGGUGAUUUGAGUAGAGAAAGUAAUUCAAAUAAUAACAACCAGAUUAAUUUAUCGAACGGCCUAGGAAAUGCCUUCUUCGACCGAGGCUUCAAGGUGGCCACCGCCAAGGACAAGCAGGACGGUGAAUUAAAAAAUGAUAUCAAUAUGCAAGGCAACAAAAUUCGCGACUUAUGUUAUAAUAAAAUUAUCGUCUCGACGAGUCCGACCAAAGAGUUCUUGAAAAUAUAUUUCCCAGGUUUGAAAGACAAUGUGAACCUUAAAGAUAUAUUAGACGUCUUAUACACUAUGCUUGUUAGGUACCGAGAAGUCCGCCACCUACGCCAUAUCCCCGGCGCCAAGCCUCCGACAACAGUCUGCCAGAUGCUACAGUGGCUUGCUGGUCUUUCGUAUAAUCGUAUUUAUACCAAAUUGGAGGGUAAGUUCGCAGAAUUUUUUGAUAACAAAGAAAAGGAUAAAUCAGCGAAAAUACCAAUAGAAGUGGCAAUGCCUUCAAGGAGAAGCGAGAAGAUGCUGCGAUCUCUCACCUUUGACGAAAUGUCAGACCUAUUCAACAAUAUAACCAUCCGCCCAUAUCACAUAUUAGUUACCAUCCUCGGCAACGGCCAUGCCGACGGCCGUUAUGCCUGUGACUUCCUAACAAACCCAGAUGAUUUAUUUUAUCCAAGUGAUACAGAUCAAUGUUUAGAUAUGCUCGUAGAAAUAUGUCUUAGACUGAAUGAACAAAUCCUUUUCCUAUUUAAGCAGUGCCAAAAUGGCCCGGGCAGUAGUGGCUGGCGUGAUUGCUUGUACGGUCGUGGAGUAGGCGGCUAUGCUUGGACCUGCAACGACAAACCAUGUGCCAACCAAAACUGCUCCCAAAUAGCUAACCAAAUGCACAACCAAACACCUAACCAAAAAACCAACCGAUAUUGUGGUCAACAGUGUGACCAGCAUCCUAAAUGCGGUUUGAAAUCACCACUCCAAUCGUUCCUUGAGGAUGGCCUAGUAGGCUUCUUGCCGCAUUCGUUCACAACUCCCGGUUGUAAACUCACGUGUACCGUGUCCAAUCACAAAGGACUUCCAUGUAAGACCCCUAUGGGCUUUAAGGACCUAAGUCAAAUGGCUUCACGAACUGGCAGUGGCCGGUGUAUUAAGGAUGUCCUUGAUCCGUUCUGUGGUACAAGAGAGUGCUCACUGAGCCUAAUUUGUUCCUAUUUCAUAUACCUGUUGCACCGACCACCUCAAACGCUGGGAGACAUGUUUGCGUUCUAUUAUAAUAUCCUUGAUCACUGGUGUGAUGACCAUUCUAAACAAAAAGAGCACAGGCGACAAGCGUUCGAUGAUGCCGUUGAAAGAGCCAACUUGGGACGUCCUCAUUCUGAUUUGGACAUCACGAAAAUCUUAGGUUCUAAAAUCCAUAGCUCCGACAACCACCCCAAAGGUGAUCUGUUCAGCCUUUUGUCUUGCGACCCUGAGACAACUCCAAGCUUCCCAUGCGGAUCAUAUUUACAGUCCAUGAGCGAUGACACCCGGCUGUUGUAUUCUAAAGGUUACGCUGAUAACUAUCUGUCAUGGAUUGUCUACAUAACAGAGACAUUUUACGAAUUACUUAAGCAGUUGUAUUCCGAGUGUUGUACGAAGUGCAAUACGCAGGGCACCAGAUGCCACGACAAGAGCUGUGUUGAGGGUUGUAAAGUAAAAUCCGCUUACCAAUCUGAUGGACCCUCCAAGCAACUCACUGGCCAAAAGCAUGAGGACAAAUGUCAUUCCAUUGUAACCUGCCGAGACACUCACCCGACACUUUAUACUUACGGCUUCACCUUCGGAAGCCCAUGGAACCUAAGUGGCAAAGGCAGUGAUCCGAAUCAAAAAAGAACGUGCCAAGACCUCUGCCAGGCAUUGGAAAAAGUGUGUCACGGCCGAUCGGUACUUGCCGACCUGGUCAUUAACAAAAUUCCAGCAUUCUUGUGGGAGAUAAGAUACAAAUUCUUCUAUACCCUCCUCGCCCUCUGGUCGCUCUCGCUCCUGUACCUGCUGCAUAUCGCCGUCGUCCGCCUCGACGUCCUGAGGAUACGCUACCACCUGAGAUCACCCGCAAGCCACCGCAUCGCCGCCCAGUCCCUCCUCGCCGCCGCACGCGUCAGGGCACUCCCCAACGUCAAGUACUUCUCACCGUAA
This is a messenger RNA of Babesia ovata, 10965 nucleotides long. RefSeq lists its product as uncharacterized. The record is from RefSeq and is a predicted model, not a curated record. The coding region runs from base 1 to 10965 and encodes 3654 amino acids. Lineage: Eukaryota; Apicomplexa; Aconoidasida; Piroplasmida; Babesiidae. The transcript is spliced from 4 exons.